Messenger RNA from Macrobrachium nipponense, 1287 nucleotides. RefSeq names its product techylectin-5A-like. The transcript has 9 exons. Lineage: Eukaryota; Metazoa; Arthropoda; Malacostraca; Decapoda; Palaemonidae. The record is from RefSeq and is a predicted model, not a curated record. Bases 37 to 1023 code for a protein of 328 amino acids.
AUUUCUCGUUUCAGCAGCCCAGAAAGAGAAUCAACCAUGAGGCCGUUACAUCUUGUGCUGGUACUGACAUUUGCGUCGGUGAUGUGUUCUGCAAAUGCUGUGCAGAAGCAACCACUCCACGAAGUUCAAGCCAGCAAUACCGAAGUCCUUCGCAUGGCCCAGACAAACCUCCUAGAGGAGAUCAAACAGCUGAAGAAAGAAAACAGGGAUCUCGUAGCAGACAACUCGGCUCUGAAGUCGUAUCAGAAAGAACAGACAGCUGCCGUCGAGAGAUCAGUCAGACGGAUGAAUUUGAGCGACGCCAGGCCAGCUGACUGCGCCGAUUUACUGAUGCUAGGAGUGAGGCAGAGCGGCGAAUACAACGUCUACCCAUUUUCCUGCGGGUGCGAGCCUCCCAUCAAAGUGUUCUGCGACAUGGUGACCGACGGCGGGGGAUGGACGGUGAUCAUGACCAGAAGGAAACAGAAGACCCAACUCGACUUCAACCGGACCUGGGACGAAUACAAGUUUGGCUUUGGAGGAGUUUCAGAACAAUGGCUUGGUCUCGAAAACAUGCACAAGUUGACAUAUAGUCGAACCUAUUCCCUCCGCAUGGACAUUGACACAGUGGACGGAGACUCUAAGUUCCUUGUUUACCAAACUUUUCAAGUGGAAAAUGAAGAAAACAGGUACAGGCUCAACCUCGAUGUCAGGUCACAAGAUAGUACAAAUGAGUUUGACUGCUUGUAUCAUAACAGAAAGCGUGACUUCACCACUUACGACAAGGAUUUUGACAGCAACAAGAGUGUCAACUGUGCCACUGUGGGUGGCGGUGGUGGUUUCUGGUACUAUGACUGCAGAACAAGUUUCCCUCCAACAGGUGUCUACACUGACCGCAUGAAGCUGAGUUGCUAUUCUGAUAAACCCUACGAAGUGGUUCGUUUACAAAUGAAGAUUCGUCCAAGUGUAUGCCAUGCUACCUCCAAGAAGAUCAACAUUUUUAAUACUGCUUGUACCACCUGCGAUACUAUAAUAGCAGUCUGAUCUGAAUGGAGGGAGGUUUAAUAGAAGAGUGGUUAAUUGUUUGCAGUAGAUUAUUAAAAUAAACCAACCAGCUUCGGUUACUAGGCUCAUUGAACUUCACACUGAUUGUUCAUGGCACUUAAGGCUAUUGAAAUUUGAGGUGUUUUGGUAUCAACACUGCACCCAGAAAAGGAUUUCACAGCAGGUUUUGGAUAAUUGAUAGUGCUUAUUCCACCUAAAACUCAACUGUGCACCAAUAAUUCAGAAUAAAAUUAAUAUGAACUC